Copidosoma floridanum is the source of this 2480-nucleotide messenger RNA. RefSeq names its product organic cation transporter protein. Gene Ontology annotation, molecular function: transmembrane transporter activity. Lineage: Eukaryota; Metazoa; Arthropoda; Insecta; Hymenoptera; Encyrtidae. Gene Ontology annotation, cellular component: membrane. The record is from RefSeq and is a predicted model, not a curated record. Gene Ontology annotation, biological process: transmembrane transport.
CAACAGUAGCGCAGCCGAAGAGAGAUUUUCUACGCGCCGCGUUACAAGGUGCGCGCCGAUUGAGCGAAGAAAUCCGGGAUCAUGCCACCGCAGGAGCAGUUCAGCGCCAAGGCCGGGGAUCGGGCGCAUCAGCAGGAAGAUACCGAUCCCAUCGGGGGUGUGGUCGUGGGAUCUAGUGGGGAACAAGUGCGGGGGAAAGCCGAGCUCGCGCCGAGGACGGGCAACGGGGACAGGAAUGCCGGCAAGGAUGUGGAUUUCGACGAUCUGUUGCCCUACGUUGGGGAGUUCGGCAAGUACCAGAAGAUACUGUUCGUGCUGAUGGUGCCAUUCGCCUUCUACGUUGCUUGGGUUUACUUCUCGCAGAUAUUCAUCACCCUCGUGCCCGAGGAGCACUGGUGUCGAGUGCCCGAACUCGUGGACCUGCCGGUUGAAAGAAGAUUAGCCCUGGCAAUACCACCAGCUCGCUACGGUAAUGGCAAGUCCAGGUGCGAAAUGUACGACGUCAACUACACGGACGUGCUGCGACGAGGGCUCGAAGCGGCCGAUCCCGAUUGGCCCACUAAGAAGUGCGAUCACGGCUGGGAAUUCAAUUUCACGGUCAUACCCUACCCGACCGUCGCCACCGAGCUAGAAUGGGUCUGCGACUACAAUUGGCUGCCCACCGCCGCCCAGAGCAUAUUCUUCGUAGGGGCGAUCUUUGGCGGACUGAUAUUCGGCUACGUGGCGGACCGGUACGGCCGCGUGCCCGCCCUCGUCGGCACCAACCUCGUAGGCUUCGUAUCCGGCGUGGCCACCAUAUUUGCCGGUAGCUUCUGGCAAUUCGCCCUCUGCCGAUUUUUGUUCGGCUUCGCCUUCGACAACUGCUUCACCAUGAUGUACAUUUUAGUGCUGGAGUACGUGGGGCCAAAGUGGCGCACCUUCGUGGCCAACAUGUCGAUAGCGUUGUUCUUCACCUUCGCCGCGUGCGCCCUGCCGUGGAUCGCCUACUUCCUGGCCGACUGGCGACUGACGUGCGUCGCGACCUCGGUGCCACUCGUACUCGCGGUGGCUGCUCCCUGGCUGGUGCCGGAGAGCGCGAGGUGGCUCGUCAGCCAAGGCCGGGUCGACGAGGCCCUGAGGAUACUCGGCAAAUUCGAGAGGAUCAACGGCACCAAGGUACCCGACCACGUUUACAGGGACUUCAAGGACACGUGCGCGAGGGCCCGCAAGGACGAGGAGGCCGACAAGUCGUACUCGGUCCUGGACCUCUUCCGGAGCCCGAGGCUGCGAAACAUCACGGUCCUCCUCAUCGUCAUCUGGAUGGCCAUCUCGUUGGUGUUUGACGGCCAUGUGCGUAACGUCGACAACCUGAGGCUCGACGUGUUCGUGACCUUUACCAUAGCCUCGGCGACCGAGCUGCCGGCCGACACUUUUCUCACCCUCGUGUUGGACAGGUGGGGCAGGCGUUGGCUCGCUUGCGGCUCCAUGGCCAUCUCCGGGAUCUUCAGCAUCUGGGCGAGCCUCGUCACCAACAACAUAUACGCGGCGACGCUCGCGAUAAUGGGCCGGUUUUGCGUGAACAUAUCGUACAACAUCGGGCUGCAGUACGCGGCCGAGCUCCUGCCGACGGUGGUCAGGGCGCAGGGAGUCGCGCUCAUCCACAUAAUGGGCUACGUGGCGAGCAUAGUCGCGCCCUUUGUCGUCUUCCUUGAGGUGGUGUCGCCGGUGCUGCCGCUCUUUAUCCUCGGGGUCUUGGGUGUCGUUGGGGGUGGCCUCGCGCUCUUCCUCCCCGAGACGCUCGACCAGGACCUGCCACAGACGCUGCAGGACGGCGAGGAGUUCGGCCGGGACCAGGGCAUCUGGGACAUGCCCUGUUUCAUGAAGAGGGCCGACGACGAGGGUCCGACCCUGAGUCUCAGGAGGACCUCGACGAUACGCAGCUCGAGGCGAGCGUCCAUUCGGGGAGAGACGCUGAGGAGCAGCAUGAUCCUGAGAUCGAGCAUCAGGUCGAGGAGAAGCAUCGCGCCGCACGUCGAAGAGGAGAGGCUUUAGAACUCGGCUUGCUUUUUUCCCCCCACUUUUUUUUCAAGCUCCAUCGAUCGUGCGAGAUUUAAAAUAUCGUCACCACGUGGUGAACGGGACGUUUUGAAGAAGAAGAAUCUGCCAUCCAACGUGAUCGGUAAAGUCGAAAGGAGCGGAAAAGAAAAUUAUAAUUAUUUUCCGAUCUGUUUGUCAUUCUUGUCUUUACCAUACGUACUUUCAUUCAUGAUGACUAGCGGGCGCGUGUAAAAUUGAUUGUGUUUGUACAUAAGUGAUAACGUAUAGUUUAGUAUGUUUUAUUUUUUUUUUAAUUUCAAUGUUACGUAUAUAUUAUAAUUGUUAUUUCAUGUAUCUGAUUUUACGCAUAAAAAUAAGUAGGUAUUGAUAUUACAGAGGUAAAUCAAUCAAAACGUCGUGGUGUAUAAAAAGAGAAUUUCAAAAUAAACAAUCCUGUGUAUAAA